CUCGACUGAUACUGGAUGCUCUUGACCGCAGUCCCUCGCCAGAUCCCGCGUCUCAGGCUGAUUGGUGCCUCGAGCCAAUCUUCUGCACUCCUUCCACUACACUCAAGCACUGUCCUUGGUAAAUUUCGUUGUCUGUCACGGUUCGAUGGUUGGCGAGGCAUGAAGCGAACCGCCACUGCCAAAACUCGUCCCAAACUUCCUGAUUACUGCGACGUUGAGCCACGGCGUGAUGCCUCUGGGAACCCAAUAUGGCCAGCUCCAGAAGCUGCCAUGGACGAGGCAAGAGCCUUCAUAAAGGAAUGCGCAGCAAGUGGCAAGAAAGCUCUCAUUGUACCCGACAAGGACGCUGACGGCCUCUCGUCGGGCGUCAUUCUCUAUCGGACGCUCACGAGCCUCGGCCUCGAUCCAUCCUUAAUCGAUGUUCAUCUAAUUCAGAAGGGUUCGACGGUGAACACUCAGUCAGAGCGUGAAGCCAUGGCUGCCAAAGAUCCGGCGUAUGUUGUCGUCCUCGAUCAGGGUUCUAUAGCGGCACCCCCGGUGGUUGAUCUACAUUCGGCGAAAUCUUUGAUCAUCGACCACCAUUUGAGUAACCACUUUCCAGAAGGCGCUCAGGUGGUCUCCGCCUGCCAUUAUCCACCGGUAUCAACAUCAUCUCUCCUCACUUACGAGAUCUGCAAGACCCUUGCUCCGGACAUUGCCUCCUCCUGUGCAUACCUUGCCUGUAUCGGCACUCAUGGUGAUCUUGGAAAUACCUUGAAGUGGUCUCCCCCGUUCCCGGACAUGAAAGAGACAUUCAAAGUAUUCACAAAGAAAUCCAUCAAUGAUGCAACCUCACUCGUCAACGCACCCAGGCGGACCGCUAAAUAUGACGUUAUCACGGCGUGGACUGCUCUUCUCGCAUCAAAGGAUCCCAAAGACCUGUUGAGUAAUGGUCGACUCCAGAGUGCCCGUGCAGAAGUCAAUGCAGAGGUCGAGUUGAACACGCAUACCCCUCCGAAAUUCAGCCCUGACGGACGAAUCGCUGUCCUGCGGAUCAACACCCCAGCCCAGGUCCAUCCGGUUAUUGCCACCCGGUGGGCUGGAUACUUGAACUCAAAAGCUCUGGAAAUAGUCCUUUGUGCGAAUUCAGGCUACCUCCCCGGGAUGGUCAACUUCUCUUGUCGUAUCGCCCGAUGCGCAAGGUCGAGGGAUCCACCUGUCAAUAUUAUUGACAGCUUGAAAGCUGCUGCAGAUUUGUCCUCUGAUGGCCUCAGACAUAGGCUCGGAGAGAGUUUUGCCAGAGGCCACAAAGAAGCCAGCGGUGGAAUUGUGCCCGCUGAAGCCUUCGAAGAAUUGAUGACCUUGCUAAAAGUUGGCGAAAAACCAGAAAAGAGCAAUGAUGAUGCUGAUGAGCCGAAAACAAAGAAAGUCAAAACCAUCGAAAAGAGUCCACAAAAAAACACGCUUGUGAACUACUUCCAGAGGUCAUGAACGGCGCUCGAUUGAUAGAUGGACGCUCUAUUGAAUCAAGUUGAAUCAUCGUUGAUUCCCGCCACAGAUCCCACCAUUUGCCAUGAAUCUUGCAACUCUCGCAGAGCCCUCGGCAAGGUCUCCUCAAGAGCUUUAUUUAGGAGCCAUUGAAACAUCGAGGAAUCGUUAUUAAAAAGAGGGCGACCCAUUCGUUCAGAGAGCAUUUGGGGCAGAUGGUUUUCGAGAUACCUGGUGUAAUCCUGGACACUCUGCAUUGUGGCCUGGGAAUGUGUGUCAUCCACAUAGGGAGUGCCUGGACGCUGCGCACCCGGGAAAAGGAUGUCGAAGAUUUCGAACCAUACUGACGCGGCGUCUCUGCGCAUCUUCCUGCGCUUGACUGCUUUGUACUGUUCGUGGGUCAUCUUCUCCUGAAAGGGGCAGUCAUUCACAGCGCAGGCUGGCCUCGCCCGAGCGUGCCCCUCGCAGUCGCUUUCCGACUUGAAUUCGGUAUAGCAGGACGAACAGUAAUAUUCAGGUCGCCUAUGGAUCCUAUAAAGAUGCUGCUUCAGCCGGGGAAUGUUUGUCAAGUAUACACUUCGGCAUCGACGAUACGCUCUUUCAUGCAGAUUCGGGUUCAUUUCUGAAUAUCUGUCGGCAUCGUAUUUCGCAUAAGGGCAGGCAAGAAGCCCUUCUUCGUCAGAAUCAUCCUGGAUGAGGCUUUGGAUGCGUGGUCUCUGUGGUUCCUUCGGCUCCUCGUUGCCGUCAUGUUCAUGGCGUUUGUCCUUAUUGGACGAUCCUGCCGCUUUGCUCGCCUGUCCGGUUGAUGAACAAGAUCCAGUGGCAGGCCGAUCGCCAACGUUUGAGCUUGCAGGCGAUCCUUGAGAACUUUGAGGGGUGCAUACGUUUAUUCUUCCACUGCCGGACAAGAACCCUUGCACCAAAUCUAGCGCGAUCUCCGAAACCAUGUUCUCAAUUUCUUUCUCUAGUCCCAUGUCAAAAGAUGGCGGAGACUGAGAAUUGAAGGCGAAGGAUUCCUCUCCAGAAGAACUCAUGUCCAUUUCUUGAGACAUUGACGAAGCGGCGGCAAAGGAUGCCUCGUCACCAUCGACGGUAUUAUGGUUCCGCAAGGCUCCUUCCACUUCACCAGAACCAAUGAGAACAUCAAGAUCUUGGUAUUCAAGUGGAGGAUUGGCAGUGCCACCAAAGUCGCGGUGGGUCGGUUCGGAGUCCAACGAAUAUGAUGCAGUGACCUGAGGCAUUCUCGUUUGUGACGGGCCGGUCGUGAUGGGAAGGGACCGAACCAAAGCCCAGUCGGUGCGGUGUACAGCUUCUCCUUGAUGCUUAUCGCCGUCGUCGACGUUGCAGCUCAUCCCAUCUUGAACGUCUCGGCGGCCAUUGUCUCGGUCGAGAAGGGUGGAACUCGAACCUAUAGCUGUUUUUCGACCAGAUCCGCCGUUGGAUAUGUGAAUCUGUGAAGAAACGAUCGGUUUGGAAUCGCGAGAAGGAGCUUGAGCCAGGGUUUCUCUGUCCAGGUCGCCCUUCGGAAACACGUCGUCUUCAUUCGCGGAUUUGUCAUUACGAACUCGAGGGAGCCCAUUCGCAGUCGCUAAUGGUGAUAUACUGUUGUUGGAGGAUGUCCCCUGCCGACGUUUUCCCCAACGGCUUAAAGGCUCGCCAGAGACUAGACUGUAGUUGUCUGAUCGUUGACGUACUGGAAUCCCCCGAGAAGUCACUGGCUCAACUGGAAUGGAGCGAGGCUCCGUGACUGCCGGACGACUGGCGCGAGACUCCACAUAUAGCGGAGGCUUGGUGCGGGGAACCCACCAUGCAUCUCCCGGUCGAUAUGAAUACAUUUCCCACCACGUCGAGAUCGAGAGGCGGAAGCCGAGUGGGUUGAUACUCUUGCAGCUGUGAACAAUGCGAACAAGGUCGCAAGGCUCUGUGCAGAACGCCAAGGGUCAUGUUCCGAGCCUCAAAAACCACAAGCGGAACGAAAUACCCGAAAAUCCAGCGGUAUUCUAAUGGUCGAGAGGUCGCUGGAGAAGGCACGGUACAAGAAUUUCUCAAGACAAGGUAAAACAAGAGAGCAGAGACUGUCAUGGGAAGACGUGGGCUGAAGGGAAUGCGAGGCUAAAUAGCAGGAGGAGCGCAAGCCUCAGUCACAGAGCAAGGACCGAAAGUCACAGAUGUGUGUACUCAGUCCUUCCAUGGGAGUUUCCACACAGCCACAAAAAGGCGUCUUGAAACGUAGAGGCGCCCCAUUGGUCAGGUUGUUCUAAGUGGAAUGCAUAAGCGCCAAUGCGGACAAUGGAUCAAAGCACAGCAAAGGCGGAAGACGGUCGGCAACGGGGCCACUUGACGAGAAUAUUCGAUGGCGAGAUCUUUCUCUCGCUUGUCCCGGAGAGAUCGCAGGGCAGGACGCGGUUGUUGGACUUGGGCCAGGGCCGGGGAUAGUCAGGCUGGGGUGUCUGGGGACGGCGUCCUCACCGCCAUUUUAGUUCGGCAAGGCUGAGAAGGCAAGGCUGAGAAAAUCGGGUCUGGAGAUUUCCUGAAGCAUAGGCAGAAACUUUGACGGAUGGAAGAGAGUGAGAGACGUAGGACCCCAAGAGGACACAGAGUGGUCGAUCUCUCGGAGGGGAGAAAGCAGAUGAUGAAGCAAAGAGUUGUUCACCGCGCAAGAAGGAUCGAGCUCAUUCCACUGUAGAACACUCACUUGGU
Molecule: messenger RNA, 4167 nt
Organism: Cladophialophora immunda
Lineage: Eukaryota; Fungi; Ascomycota; Eurotiomycetes; Chaetothyriales; Herpotrichiellaceae
Exons: 3
Coding region: 16-1470 (484 amino acids)
Source: RefSeq, a predicted model, not a curated record